AUGGCUACUAGGCUUCAGAACCAGGACAGGGUGCCAGAGAACCUGAGAAAACAGCUUGCUCUUGCUGUGAGAAGCAUCGAAUGGAGCUAUGCAAUCUUCUGGUCGAUUUCAGCAAGACAACCAGGGGUGUUGGAGUGGGGUGAUGGAUACUACAAUGGAGAUAUCAAGACAAGAAAAACAGUUCAAGCCAUAGAACUUAAUGCUGACCAAAUGGGAUUGCAAAGGAGUGAACAAUUGAGAGAACUUUACGAGUCCCUCUCAGCUGGCGAAGCAAGUCCACAAGCUAGAAGGCCUUCGGCAUCAUUAUCACCCGAAGAUCUAGCUGAUACGGAGUGGUAUUACCUAGUUUGCAUGUCAUUCGUCUUCAACGUUGGACAAGGGUUGCCAGGACGAACAUUAGCAAAUGGUCAACCUAUCUGGCUAUGCAAUGCUCACUAUGCUGAUAGUAAAGUGUUCACUCGCUCUCUCCUGGCAAAGAGUGCCUCCAUUCAGACUGUGGUAUGCUUUCCAUUUUUGGGAGGUGUGAUUGAGCUGGGUGUGACUGAGUUGGUUAUGGAGGACCCUGAUCUCAUUCAGCAUGUUAAAACAUCUUUCUUGGAGGUUCCAUAUCACAUAGCUUCCAAGAAAACCAAUCCUAGUGCAGGAAGCACAAGAAAUGACAAUGAUGUUGCCUGCACUGUGCUUGAUCAUGAUGUUAUGGACACCAAAUUAAUUCCUGUUGUAGGAUGUGAAGAAAUGAAUGUGACUUCACCUAAUAACAGCUCAAAUGGUUUGGGGCUCAAUCAACCAGCUGACGAUUCAUUCAUGGUUGAAGGGAUGAAUGGGGGAGCUUCUCAAGUGCAAAGCUGGCAAUUUAUGGAUGAUGAGUUCAGUAAUUUUGUACAUCAUUCUAUGGAUUCCAGUGACUGUAUAUCUCAAACUUUGGUAUAUCCUGAAAAGGUUCUCUUGGGUCCUAAGGCUGAAAAGGCAAGUGACCGUUGCCUGCAUGAUCUUAAAGAGCGCAAUAGCACAAAACUGACCUCUUUAGAUCCCCAAAGCAAUGACUUGCAGUAUCAGAGUGUUCUUUCUGUCCUUUUAAAGGGCUCACACCAAUUGAUUUUGGGGCCAAACUUUCAAAAUUGUCAUCAGGAAUCUAGCUUUGUCAGUUGGAAGAGAGGAGGAUUUGUAAAAUGCCGGAAACAAAGAGGUGGAAGCCCGCAAAAAUUAUUGAAGCAGAUUUUGUUUGAAGUUCCUCGGAUGCAUGUUGAUUGUGUGCUCGAGUGCCCAGAAGAUAACAGUAAUAGAAAUGGAGUUUGGAGACCAGAGGCUGAUGAAAUUGGUAUGAAUCAUGCAUUAUCUGAGAGAAGGCGAAGGGAAAAACUAAAUGAAAGAUUUUGCGUUUUAAAAUCGAUGGUCCCUUCGAUUAGCAAGGAUGACAAAGUAUCCAUAUUAGAUGAUGCGAUAGAAUAUUUGAAAGAUCUUGAGAAAAGAGUUGAAGAGUUGGAAUCCUGCCGGGAGACGUCAGAUUUAGAAGCCAAAAUAAAGAGGAAAAUCCAAGAUACUAUUGAGAGAACAUCUGACAACUGUUGCAACACCAAAAUUAGUAAUGGGAAGAAGCCAUUAGUUUACAAGAGAAAGGCCAGUGACAUUGAUGAAACGGAGCCAGAAAUCAGUUGUGUUGUAUCAAAGCACGGUUCAAGUGAUAAUAUAACAGUGAAUAUGAACAACAAGGAUGUUCUAAUUGAGAUGAAAUUUCCUUGGAGGGAAGGAGUGUUGCUAGAGAUCAUGGAUGCCACAAGCCGUCUCCAAUUAGAUACUCACUCAGUUCAAUCAUCCACAGCAGAUGGGAUUCUUUCCGUCACUAUUAAAUCCAGGUUCAAGGGGUUGACUGUCGCAUCAGCAGGGACAAUCCAGCAAGCACUUCAGCGAAUCGCCAGAAGCUGUUGA
Prunus armeniaca (apricot) is the source of this 1926-nucleotide messenger RNA. NCBI's taxonomy places the organism in Eukaryota, Viridiplantae, Streptophyta, Magnoliopsida, Rosales, Rosaceae. The record is from the annotation of a GenBank genome assembly.